Molecule: messenger RNA, 1177 nt
Organism: Hymenoscyphus albidus
Lineage: Eukaryota; Fungi; Ascomycota; Leotiomycetes; Helotiales; Helotiaceae
Source: the annotation of a GenBank genome assembly
GGCGGGAUAUGAAUGACAAAACAUCACAUCUCGAUAUUUAAGUCCAUAGAAUGUACCGUCGCCACCUUUUCUUUUGUCCCGUCCACAACAUCUUGUAAUAAUUUCAUUGAAACCAAUUCUUCGACAUGUUCACAUCCGCAGUGCGAGCGGCACCUCGGCGCAUCAUACCAUCUCGAAUCCUCCUCAAAAACAACCCGUCAAGAAGAUUUCUAAGCACAGCUCCGCCAUCACAAAAGUCACGGACUUGGAAGAGCAGUGCGACAAGAUGGGCUCUAGCUGCGGGAGGAGUUUACUAUUACAACACAAGCAACAUUUUUGCCGAAAAACCAGAAGGUUUGUCGCAAUAGUAAACUUUGGCAAAUAACAAUACUGACCGGGACUGUAGCGGCAAUCCAAGCUGUUGAGGAAUCAAUACAUCACGCCCAAGAAUUACCUCUACCUACUGUAGACGGUAUCAUUGCGGAAAAGAAAAAGAAAUACGUUGAGCAACGAGAACUUGAUAAGGCCAAAACACGGGCGGAAGGGCAAGGCGAGGAGGAAGGUGAAAGCGAGGAGGGGGAUGAAGGCGCUGAUGGGAUAAAAGGCUUGGAGGAAGAAGCUGAUCAGCAAGGUGCUUUCAAUCCAGAAACUGGGGAGAUCAAUUGGGAUUGUCCAUGCUUAGGAGGAAUGGCACACGGUCCUUGUGGAGAGGAAUUUAAAGAGGCAUUCAGUUGCUUCGUUUACUCGACCGAGGAAGUAAAAGGAAUGGAAUGUAUCCCGAAGUUCAAGUAAGUCGAUGAGUUUGUGAGUGUAUUUAUACAUGGGGCUAAUGAGAUCUAGGGGUAUGCAAGAUUGCUUCCGAGCGCAUCCCGAAAUGUAUGGCCCAGAAUUGGAAGACGAGGAGGAUGAAGUUGAAGAGGAGCUACGUGCCAGAGAACAAGCCUCAGAAAAUGGAAGUGAAUCGGAAGCACUGACACCUACUACGAUCCAAGAGACACCAAAAUCUACACAAGAGGCCCCCGCUACGGCGACUAGAGCAGCGAAGGAAAACAAGCGUGUCGAGGCACCCAAAAGUGCUGAUGCACACAAAGAGGCAGUACCAAAAGCAGCCCACGAUGCUACUACAUCAAAUUAAUGAACAGGAAUAAUCAAUGUAAAAUUACACGCACCAAAAAGGAAUGUUUCAAAAGGGGAAGGA